CCGCCUUCAGAUGUCAUGGCUCCGUUCCAAUUUCAUCGCUUUCCAGACACUCUCGCGUGCACACAGCCAACCAACAUUUCUUUCAUUUCCAUCCUUUGUUUGCUUCUAUUUUCUAUUAUUCCCUGGUCCAUCUUACUUGACAAACCUGCUACCACCCCUUCGACUAGUCUGUGCUAAGCUUCUUUGACCAAAACCAGCACAGGCUUCCGGUGCUCCCCCGCUGAGUGACACAUCCUGACCUUCAGAGCCCCAGCGGCGACAUUUCAACCCAUCUCUAUCUGCCGUAUUGUCUGACUUUCUUGGCUCGUACGACCUCGUGACGGAUACUUCUACGUGCUCGUUCGGCGACUGAGCCGCUGCGGUUCUCGCCGCUCGAUAUCGACACCCGGGAAUCAAAUGGCUCCUGCGCGACGUCAUAGAAUUGGAGCUAGUCGACGAAGGAGGGAAGAUGAUGGCGAAGAGGAAGGAUCGGUAGUUGGGGCGAUGGACGAGGACUCGAUGAGUGAUGGCUCGCUGCUGAGCCAUCAAGAAGACGAUGACGAGGAUGCCGAUGAGGAGGGAAGCGACCUCAGCGAUGUGGAGGGUACAGCGUCCGCAAACACCAGCAAAACAAACGGCCACGCUACGGGUCGGAAGGCUCAUCGUCGAUCGGGGAAAGGAAAACUCUCUGUUCCUGUCAAGCCGCAGUUAACUACCACCGUGUCGGAUACAGAGGCGAUGAUGAAUGGGCUGAGCAUAUCCGAUCGGGCCAACGAUGUCGCUGAAAUACAGUUUGAAGAUAUGGGGAAGGAGGAGAGGAAUGGGCUGAUUCGGGCACCAUCAGCACCGCCGACAGAGUCUAGGAGAGAUACUAUUGCAGACCGCAAACGACGGGAACAUGAGGAAUACAUCAAGGCUCGCGAUGAGGAUCCUUCCUUCGUGCCAACUCGUGGAGGGUUUUUCCUACAUGACAAGCGGUCCACAGGACCAGGUUCGAAUGGGCAUCGCACUCCUAAUAGCAAGGCCAAAUCACGGCCAUAUGGGCUGAUUGUGGAUGGGAAUGUUGGGAGACGCCCGAAACCCGAUGCAACGGAUGGUCAAUGGACGCAUGAUCUACACGACACUGUUGCUCACAACGAUAGGUCUGGUUCAAUGAUGGCUCCUCCAUCCCAUCCUAGCGCAGUAAUGCCAAACGGGCCUAUCCCUGUGUCUGUUGCUCCUCGUUCAACACCCCCGAAUCGCUCAUUCUCGACCACCGUCCUGAUCGGAAACGUGCCGGUCAAAAUCUUCCUCCCUGGUAUGGCAGCGCCUAUACUACUGUCGGCUGUUCCCAAACGACAACAUACUCGUCUCCCACAGCACCGCCCGCCCUUGAGACGAGACAAACCCGUGCGAAUCUCCCUUCCGGAUGCCACUCCUAAAUACACCUAUCCAGCGCCUGAGCGCUCAUUCAUCUUCAUCCCACGAGCACUGCGACCUAAUCAGCAGUCAUACAGGGGUCGUGGACGAGGAGGUGGGUAUUAUGGUGGUCGACGACCAAGUCUCUACGCUGGCUCCGUCCAUUCUCCCAGUCUGUCCAUGAGUCGGAGGUCAUCUCUUCGCGAUGGCAUGCAGUCACCUGCUGGAUCAGUUCUGUCACGACAAACCUUGGUAUCUGGAGAGACCAAACCCGUUGUUCGUCUCCCACCAAUGGCCCGUCCUCCAGGUCCCGCACAUCCGGCGAUGCCUGGUAUGAUCGGUCCUGGGCCUGCUGUGGCUGCUCUACCUGUUUUCCCUCAAGGCCCUAACGCUACAUACCGAGAAAGCCGUGGAGGGCCUAUUAUCAUGCAUCAGCCCCGGCCUCAGAAGACUGUAUCGGUGGCUGACAUCGAAACUCCUGCAAGCCUGCACUUCAACCCUCCUCAGCCCCAGCAAGAACAGCCGUUCCACCAUCAGGUCCCUGUGGCUGUCUCCGGGCCAGGAUAUGGACCUGAUACCGGACAGUAUCCGCACGGCCGCCACCCUUCGCAUCCCAGCCAGGCCUCUGGAACGCCACUUUCUCAGAUCCCUGAACGUGCUAUCCACGCACAACCUUUCCAACCGUACGGCUUUGCUUCUCAGCAAGGCUACUACGGUGGCUAUCAUCCAGGAUCUAUGUACUAUCCUAUGCCACAAGCCGAGUAUCCCGCAUACAACAUUCAGCCUGGGCAAACCCCUGCUCAACCUUACGUCCUGGCUCCUCCACCCGCGCCACCGUCGACCGGGGAGCAAGCACCCCAAGCGGCCACUCUUGCGCAUGAGGCGAACGGCACUGUCUAUUUCUAUGACGCGGCCGAGCUCUAUCCUGGCCCGUCCUAUCCGCCUGGGGGCGUUGUUGGGAUGGGCGGGAUGAUGACGCCCCCUGGAACAACAUAUUACUAUCCUCAGCAUCCGCAGCACUCGCAGCAUCCUCAGCAGCCAUCUGGGGGUACUAUCCGUCGCAGUGAGAGUCUAACAUUCGCAUCCAGUUUCUACUCUUUCUUCCUCUUCGCAUGACUGUUUCUUUUUCUUCUUUUUCUUUUUUUGCCCACUUUCUGUCCUACACCUCACUACGGUUUACACUUUAUAGUCAAGGCCUUGGCCGGCGCAUAGUUAUCGCAUUCCUGAGUGUCACUGUCACUGUCACUGUAUCACUGUAUCACUGUUCCGCAAUCCAUCUUUCCCUCAUCCCUACCUAGCAUGCUUUGGAGAAGGUUCUGUUAGAUUAAUGUCUUCGCCAUGCAUCAGCGAUCAUGCUUUCCUCUUAUUAUUUUAUUUCCCCUCCCCUUCCUCCUCUUCUUCCUGUUCUUCUUCUUCCUUUUUUGCCCCUCCUUAUCUAUUCUUUUUGGAUCUCGUUGACAUCAUUUCGGAGCUGUCGGCGCUGAGUGUAUCUUCGCGGGUUGUCUCUCUGCGAUGGUGUAGAGCCAGAGACUAGGAAUGUGAAAAGUGUUCUACUUA
This is a messenger RNA of Talaromyces proteolyticus, 2934 nucleotides long. RefSeq names its product CASC3/Barentsz eIF4AIII binding-domain-containing protein. The record is from RefSeq and is a predicted model, not a curated record. The transcript is spliced from 2 exons. Gene Ontology annotation, molecular function: mRNA binding. Bases 397 to 2493 code for a protein of 698 amino acids. Lineage: Eukaryota; Fungi; Ascomycota; Eurotiomycetes; Eurotiales; Trichocomaceae. Gene Ontology annotation, cellular component: exon-exon junction complex. Gene Ontology annotation, biological process: mRNA processing.